UUUAAACACACUGCGCCCGGUCACACUGAAAGUAGCAUACGGUUGUUUUUUACGUAGAAAGUGCAAAAAAUUUAAAUGUGUUAUUGUUUGAGAACAAAUUGGCAAUAAAUACCACAGAAUAGCGACAGAUAUUCCAGCUGCGGCCUGGCCUAAGUGUGGCCUGUAGCCAGCCCCUGCUCCAAGUCCCUUUCCCCCUCGCACGGUCGGUUGUGUUGUGUUGUGCGCGAAAUCAAUUACAGCCGCGGGGCCAACGUCGUAACGUGAAAAUCGAUUUCGGUUUUCUCGGCGCUGUGCAAGCAGCUGCGCCUCAAAAUGUCCGAGUGCAAUGAUGUUACAGAAAUAGAAAUGGCAUCGCUAGCCGCUGGGAGUGAAACUGCGAUCCGUGGUCGUCAUCCCAUUCACACAUCAUCCCGGCUACAGGAUCGCUGGAGGAAUAUGUUCCUGCUGGUUGCCGUGGUGGCAACAAUAUGCGCCCUAAUAACCGGCUGCAGUGCCACGGACACGGACAUUGCGCUGGACGCCAAGGCUACGCUGAACCAUCGCAUCCAAAGUCUCGAUCUGUUGGUGUUUGUGUUCCUAUUGGCGCUGACAGUCCUUACCAUUUGGCUGUUUAAACAUCAUCGCGUCUCCUGGCUGCACGAGACCGGCCUAGCCGUCAUCUACGGCCUGAUUGUGGGUGCCAUUAUACGCUAUGCGGGCAACUCCACGCCCCUGGUCCACAUACAGGUCGAGCCACAGGGCACACCAGCGUACAGCGAUAAACUUCCACCCGAUACGCUCUGGUUUAAGUAUCCUGUUAAUCAGACGAACAGCACCAAGCCGCCGGAGGGCAUUAAGACGUAUGCGUAUGUGUUCCGUGGGCAGGUCCACGAUGUGGAUGAGAAUGAAAUCGACUUGAAGGCCACCUUCGAUCCGGAGGUGUUCUUCAACAUUAUCCUACCGCCCAUUAUAUUCUAUGCGGGCUACAGCUUGAAGAAGAAAUAUUUCUUUCGCAAUUUGGGCGCCAUACUGACAUUUGCCAUUGUGGGCACCACUUUGUCGUCCUUUCUGAUUGGCGGCCUCAUGUACGGCUGUGUGAAACUGAUGCCAAAGUACUUGAGUAGCAGUUUCACAUUCCUGGACACGCUAUAUUUUGGAGCCCUCAUCUCGCCCACAGAUCCGCUCACCAUACUAGCCAUAUUCAACGAUCUACGGGUCGAUGUUAAUCUCUAUGCGCUGGUGCUGGGCGAAUCUGUGUUGAACGAUGCGGUGGCCAUAGUGCUUAGCGGAGCCAUUCAGAACUAUGGCGAGCAUUACUCCAAUACGGGGGAGUUUGAGACCACAGCCUUUCUACGCGCAAUGAGCGAUUUCUUUUCGAUAUUCUUCCUGUCGCUGCUGAUUGGCGCCGCCAUGGGCUGCUUACGCGGUUUGUUUCUUUAACUCCUGCCACACUUGACCAAGUUCACGCGCGUACGUGACUUUCCACUGCUGGAGUCUGCGCUCUUUGUGCUGAUGAGCUACAGCACCUUUUUGCUGGCCGAGGCCACCGAGCUGACGGGCGUGGUGGCCGUACUGUUCUGCGGCAUUUGUCAGGCGCACUACACGUACAACAACCUGUCCGAGGAUUCACGGCAGCGCACCAAACAGAUCUUCGAGCUGCUCAACUUUCUGGCAGAGAACUUCAUCUUCUCCUACAUUGGCGUGUCGAUGUUCACGUUCCCCAAGCAUCACUUUGAUGCUGGAUUCAUCAUCACCGCUUUCAUCUGUGCCGCCUUGGGACGGGCCGUCAACGUGUAUCCCCUGUCCUGGGUGCUCAACAUCAAGCGAAAGCCAAAAAUCUCAUCGAACUUCCAGCAUUUGCUGUUCUUUGCGGGGCUACGUGGCGCCAUGUCCUUUGCUUUGGCCAUACGGAAUACGGUUUCGGAUGCACGACAGACCAUGUUGACAGCCACAUCGUUGAUUGUCAUCUUUACGGUCAUCAUACAGGGCGGUGCAGCCAAUUUUCUGCUCAAUUGGUUUAAAAUACCGGUUGGCGUUGAUGAUGAGACUGAACAAUUAAAUAAUUACCAGGUGCACAGUUCUGAUGGUUAUUUGCAGGACGUGGAGAGCGGCGGUGGUGCGGGCGGCGGCGCAGGUCGUGGCAAGAUGCGUUUGUCGGGAGGCGGCACAGAGUCCAAUGUGGACACGCCCGUGGACGGGCCGAACGGAAGUCUGGGCAGCACAGGUGGCGCACGUCGUCGCAACAGUCAUGAGAAGGCCAUACUGGCCAGGAUCUGGGGCAGCUUCGACACCAAGUUCAUGAAGCCCCUGCUGACGCAUUCGCGGCCCACGCUGCUGGAGACGCUGCCCGUUUGCUGUAAUCCCAUUGCCAGGCUGCUCACCACCACACAGCAGCUAACACAGGAUGGCAGCGAGUUCAGGCGCGUGGAUUCCGACUCGGAUAUCUGCAUAGACAACGAUACUGGGAAUGGUCUCAGCCAGGAUGGCCUGGCCGGAGCUGCAGCUGGUGCCCCGUUGGGGCGGCGCAACUCAUUAAGUCGCGUAAGUAUCCAUUACACGGGCGAUACUCACAAUCUACUGGCUAGCUACCGCAAUAUUGAAUGAGUGAAUGUGUAUGAGAAGCACCCCACAACCAAAGACUAACCAUAGAGAAAACCACUAACCCAGAAGCCAAAUGCCAAUCAAAGUCCAAACCAGAAAAAAAAGGAAAGAAACCUCAAACCAAAAAGAAUCUGACAGCAGAUCAUUCAAAUGUGAUUUAAGUUUGUUUAUGUUGAACACUUUCUUACGUUGGAAUAUAAUUUGUUGAUUUUGUGGUGCAAGGCAAGAAGGCGGCAAGCAGAGCAGGGAAGGGGAAUACUUCCCAUACUACUGUACUAUGUAUUGUUGAUUAUUUGAUCUAGUCUUAAAUUGUACGUUGUAUAUAUUGAUUUUUGACUGUUAACUACUGUUUAAUGCAUGCUAACCAAAAAUAUACUUAACUUGAACAAACAAACAAACAAACAAAAAAUGUAACAACAACUCUUCACAGCGAUGAAUAUUAAUUUACUUAUUUCUCA
This is a messenger RNA of Drosophila obscura, 3038 nucleotides long. It is a transcript of the gene Nhe3, whose product is annotated as sodium/hydrogen exchanger 6. Gene Ontology annotation, cellular component: recycling endosome; membrane. The record is from RefSeq and is a predicted model, not a curated record. Gene Ontology annotation, molecular function: sodium:proton antiporter activity. The transcript is spliced from 12 exons. Gene Ontology annotation, biological process: proton transmembrane transport; sodium ion transport; regulation of pH. NCBI's taxonomy places the organism in Eukaryota, Metazoa, Arthropoda, Insecta, Diptera, Drosophilidae.